Molecule: messenger RNA, 2082 nt
Organism: Chiloscyllium plagiosum (whitespotted bambooshark)
Lineage: Eukaryota; Metazoa; Chordata; Chondrichthyes; Orectolobiformes; Hemiscylliidae
Gene: aunip
Product: aurora kinase A and ninein interacting protein
Biological process (GO): spindle organization
Cellular component (GO): centrosome; spindle pole
Source: RefSeq, a predicted model, not a curated record
UGUUUCCCCCAAAUCCAAACCCCUUCCGCCAGCAUGAAUCUGAAUUGUUUUGUUUGAGCAGUCGACACAAUCGUCUCAGCGGCGCGGGGGCAAAGCCAUUCGGCCCUUCUGCCCUGUACUAGCCCCACCCAUCUAUCCAAUGCGCACCACCACCACAUUUUUAGAGUAAUCGGGUGCUUUGGGGGCGGUUUCCCCCUUUCGAUCCGCGCCCCGUCGCCCUCAAUAGUUGCACCGUCUUUGCUGGACUGAUCAACCAAGGAAAAUAACCAUCACGGGGUUCCACUCUCCUCUUCAAACGUCUCCUUCCCUGCUUGGACAAGGGGCUUGGAAACCGAGCCUUAGCUCCUACGUUCUAUCAACGUCGCUAAUUAUGGAAACAAAAAAAAAAUGCUGUGUACCCCCGCCACCCUUGCAAUGCUACUGACUGUGGGAUCUUGCUGUGCUCAAAUUGGCCACUGCCUCAUGUAGGCUGCAUUCACAAAUGGGAUGACCCAAAGAGCCUGCCUUCCGUCAACAGACAUUCUUGAUCACCCAUGAAACGCAAAAAGAAGUCUGGAAACCCAAAGGUCGAGGAAUGUGACAUUUGGUUGGACACAAGGGAGCUAAAGAGGAAGAAAGUGGAGGUUUGUAUUUUUGGGUCCCAUUCCAUUUCAAAGCUGCUGAAUCCGCUGUCCAGAAGGAAUCACACUGCCGAGGUUGCUCUAAAUUUCACUCAGACAAGGGCUCCUCAGCAGUGCAUAAAACAGACAACAGUCUCUUCCUUCUUCUUUCCAAAGGCUAAAGGUAAACUUGCAGACCCCACACGCAUAUCAAUCCUGAGUGCUGUGGGUGCUGCCUCCCCAAAUUCUGUCACUGAAAAGGAAACAUACACAGAUCAGCCUGAGCUGAUCACUGACAAUGAUUUCUGCAGAGACAACUUUGGCUACUCCACUCCUGUGGGCCACGAGGAGAGGUUGCCGUCAAUCUUAAGAGCUGUCCACUGCAGCUCAGAGGAGAGAGUGCCUCUUUGUGGAACUACACAUGGCAACACUACCCACAUUCUAAAUAAGCAGGCUCACCAGAUGUUCAAGGAAAGAGAACAUUCCUGUCUUAAGGGUGGUGCCAACAUCAAUAUUGUUGAGUAUGAGCUACCAUCUGCACAUGGUACUGCAGGAGUAACAUGUGCAUCUGUUGCCACUCCGAGUGAGCCUCCUGAUGAUUUUACUCAGCUGGAUUUCACUCAAGACUCACAAGGAAAUAGAGUUAUCUCGCACAGGAAGGUAACCAGAUCACCAGCCAUGAAUUACACAUCAUAUAAGGGAAUGCCUGUUCCCGAUGGGAAGUCCACUGACUUACCUGCCGCUGCGUCAGAAAUCCUGAGCAUGCAGAGUUUCGAAACAGGGUUACUUGGCAAGCUUACUUCCACACAACAAAAUGUGAACAGACAAAAGUUAUCGAAAAGGCAAGAAGUGGCACACUUGCCUAAGAAAUUAAAUUCAGAUUGUUUCAGAGAUGUAUUUUCAGAGAACAAAGAAAAUGUCUUUGGGCCCAUGUUGAACUUUAAUCUAGCAUCUUUGGAAAGACCUUCGCUAUCACCAGGAGCCAACUCAUUUCUGCACCAUUGGAAUGUACCCCAAGGUACUGAGGUUUUUCAACAGCCCAAAACAGCAUGCAGUGAUCAGAGUGUGCUGUCACUCCUGUUCAGCCAAGACUCCCAGGGAAACAGAGUUAUCUCUCACCGGCGCACAGACAGCAGGCAUGGAGUGGUCAUUACCAACAAUCGGAACCUUCCAUUGGGCGUCAAUGGCGGCAUAUGCUAUAAUGUUCCUCUGAAAGAGAAACUGCAUCAUUCAGGCCUCUGGUGUGAAUCAUCCAGCAUAGCACAGUUGAAAUAUGAUGACACAGUCUGUCCACAAGCAGAUUUGCUGUUUACACAAGAUUCUGAAGGCUAUGCAGUGAUCAAACAUUGUUAAAGAUGGAUGUAUUGACUGCUAUUUUAUUUCUUUGAUUGUCGGCUUUCUCCCUUGUGUUCUGUAGGCAAGUUAAAGAUGUUAUAAAGAAUAAAGAUUUUUCUAGUGCAAUCAAAACUUGUACUCAAUGUGC